AUGUCUUCUCCUGCUUCCAAGUCCACUUCUACCCACUCCAAGUCUGCUUCAAUCGAAUCAAAGUGCACCACUAUGUCCGACAUCAUCAGAGCUCUUGACGAGACCCGCGACCGCAUCGCCAGCAUGGGCCCCGACGAGCUGAAGCGCGAGCGUGUUGACAGCGUCAACUCCCUCAAGGCCGCCAACCACCCUAAGUGGAUGAAACCCAUCAAGGCCUUUGAUCAGAAGAAGUACCUUGACGAUCUUGAAUCCGGCGAAAUCACCCUCCGUCAGAUUCAAGUUGCUACCAACUCAACCAAGCUGCCUGAGGAGCACAUUGCUGAUUACAUUCGCGUCAACGGCAAGCUGCCUGAACCCAAGUACGGCCCCGGCAAAUGCACUUACGACGCCUACCCUCUCCCUCAAAAGCGCAAGCGCGACAUUGUCUCCGACAACGUCGAGGACGCCCUGAAGAAGGUCAAGAACGUCUUCAAGUGA
Molecule: messenger RNA, 477 nt
Organism: Aureobasidium melanogenum CBS 110374
Lineage: Eukaryota; Fungi; Ascomycota; Dothideomycetes; Dothideales; Saccotheciaceae
Exons: 2
Coding region: 1-477 (158 amino acids)
Source: RefSeq, a predicted model, not a curated record